CGGAGAAAGAUUUUCCCGCCACCUCUGUGUCCCGCGUUGCUUGCUGAUGCUGGGAGUGGGCUGAGCGGCGCCAUGUCCAAGCAGAGCACUCUCUUCAGCUUCUUCACCAAGUCCCCUCCCGGGACCACCAGCAAAACCACCGCCAAAAAGAGCGGCUCCCCCACAGAGGCGGACGUGCCCUCCUUCACCAGCCACAAGUCAAACUCUUCUCCCAAAGAGUCAGCGGGGCCCCCGAAGCAUGGAGGGAAGACCCCCAGAGCUGCCACGCCGAGCGUUGUCUGCGAUUUUACACCUGGAGACCUGGUUUGGGCCAAGAUGCCAGGUCACCCAUGGUGGCCCUCCUUGGUGUACAACCAUCCCGGAGAAGACACGCAUCUGAGAGGAAAAGGGAAGUCCCUCCAUGUUCAUGUGCAGUUCUUUGAUGAACCUGUGACCAGAGGAUGGGUGGGAGCAAAGUAUAUAAAGAGUUAUUCAGGUUCAACAGCCCCAGAUGCCCAAAAGGGAGGGAUGUUUUUCAGCACCAGAUCCGAGAUAGUAAGAUCAAUGAAAAUGGCAGAUGAAGCAAUGACAGCUGACAAGGAGAAGAGACUGUCUCUGGCGGUGUGCACUGAACCUUCUGAUUCAGAGGAGGAAAUGGAGGUAGAAGAAAAUUCUUUAAGUGAGGAACCAACUCCCGAGCGAAAAAACAGACCAGUACGUCAAGCCAGGAGUGAUGGAAAGGCCAAGAGGAGGAGAAUUAUAGUGGCGUCAGACAGUGAGGAGGGCUCUGAUGAUGAGUUCAAGCCAGACACUAAGGAUUCUGCAAGCAGUGAUGAGGGCAGCAGUGGAGUAGAUGAAGAUGACGUGUCUGCACCUGAAACAGAGGACAGCCCAGUCAAGGUCCCUAUCAAACGCAAGAGAGGGAGUGUGUCAAAGCCUCCUGUUAAGAAUUUGCAGUGUGAGCUUCCAGAAACUCCAAAAAGAACGGUCAGUGUUUCCGCAGAAGCAAAGUCAAAGCUGUCAUCCUUUUCUGCCCCAGAAUCCUUUGAAUCACAGUCAAAUGCUGGCGGUACUGGUGGUGUCUCUACGUGGGACCAUGAAAAGUUUGAGUGGCUUCAAGAUGGGAGGAGGAAAGACUCAAAACGGAAGAGGCAAACUGAUGAAGACUAUGACCCUGGCACACUGUAUGUUCCAGAUGAUUUCCUCAAUAAAUGCACCCCAGGCGUGAGAAAGUGGUGGCAACUGAAAUCUCAGCAGUUUGACGCUGUCAUAUUUUACAAGGUUGGGAAGUUUUAUGAACUUUACCACAUGGAUGCUGUUAUCGGGGUGAACGAGUUGGGCCUGAUGUUCAUGAAAGGCACCUGGGCUCACUCUGGAUUCCCUGAGAUUGCAUUUGGCCGUUUCUCAGAUGUUCUAGUUCAGAAGGGUUAUAAGGUAGCCAGGGUAGAGCAGACCGAAACGCCAGAUAUGAUGGAAGCACGCUGCAAAUCCAUGUCUCACGCCACUAAGUUUGACAAAGUUGUGAGACGAGAAAUCUGCAGGAUUAUUACCAAAGGGACUCAGACCUACAGCGUGUUAGACGGAAGUCCUUCAGAGAGUCAUAGUAAAUACCUGUUGUGCUUAAAAGAAAAGAUGAACGGUUCUUCUAACCAGCAGAGAACAUACGGUGUCUGCUUUGUGGACACUUCAGUGGGAAAGUUUUAUGUUGGCCAAUUUCACGAUGACCGCCAUUGUUCACGUUUUAGGACCUUGGUUUCCCAUUAUCCCCCAGUACAGAUCUUGUUUGAGAAGUGUAAUCCAUCGCUGGAUACAAAGAAAGUUCUUAAAAGCUGCCUCUCCACGUCCAUUCAAGAGGGAUUAAAUCCUUCUCAGUAUUGGGAAGCUUCUAAAACACUAAAGCUCUUGGCUGAAGAAGGUUAUUUUGUAAAAGACUCCAAGGAAGGCCAAGACAGCGGCGCUUUGCCCCCAGUUCUUAAAGCAAUGACUUCAGACAGUGACUCUUUAGGGCUUACACCUGGCGAGAACCACGAGCUUGCUCUUUCUGCACUCGGGGCUUGCAUUUUUUAUCUCAAAAAAUGUCUCAUUGAUCAGGAGCUGCUCUCUAUGGCAAACUUUGAAGAGUACGUUCCUGUUGACCUUGACAUUGAAAGGGCCCAAACCUCGACCAGUUUCUUUGCUAAAACAAGCCAGCGAAUGGUCCUUGAUGGCGUCACCCUGACAAACCUAGAGAUUCUUCAGAAUGGGACAAACGGUUCCACAGAAGGGACCCUACUGGAGAAAUUGGACACAUGCUUCACUCCUUUUGGCAAGCGUCUUUUAAAGCAGUGGCUUUGUGCUCCACUAUGCAACCCGUUUUCAAUCAAUGAUCGGCUUAAUGCGGUUGAAGAUCUAAUGGCUACUCCGGGGAAAGUGUCAGAGGUUGGAGAACUGCUGAAAAAACUUCCGGAUCUUGAAAGACUACUGAGCAAAAUUCAUAGCAUUGGCUCUCCACUCAAAAGCCAAAACCAUCCAGAUAGCAGAGCUGUCAUGUACGAGGAGACCACCUACAGCAAGAAGAAGAUAGCAGAUUUCCUUUCUGCCCUGGAAGGUUUUAAGGUGAUGCGCGAAGUCAUAACGAUAAUGGAAGAUGCCAUCGAUGAUUUUAAGUCCAAUAUUCUCAAACAGGUGCUUAUUCUUAAAGAAAAAAAUCCCAAAGGGCGUUUUCCAGAUCUGUCCACUGAGUUAAAGCGCUGGGAUACUUCAUUUGACCAUGAGAAAGCUAGGAAAACUGGGGUGAUCACCCCUAAAGCGGGUUUUGAUCCAGACUACGAUGAAGCCCUGAGGGACAUUAAGACGACAGAGCAGAGUCUGGCUGAUUAUUUGGAUAAGCAGCGGAAGAGACUGGGAUGCAAGAGUAUAGUUUAUUGGGGGACUGCAAAAAACCGUUACCAGAUGGAAAUCCCGGAGAGUGUCACGGAACGCAAUUUACCAGAGGAGUAUGAAUUAAAAUCUACAAAGAAGGGGUUCAAGCGUUACUGGACAAAAGCCAUAGAAAAGAUGUUUGGUGAACUGGUAAAUGCAGAGGAGCGCAGAGAUGCAGCCCUUAAAGACUGUAUGAGGAGACUGUUCUAUAACUUUGAUAAAAAUUACAAAGAGUGGCAAACGGCAGUGGAGUGCUUUGCUGUAUUGGAUGUGCUUAUAUGCUUGGCGCAGUACAGCCGAGGUGGUGAUGGACCGGUUUGCAGGCCUGACAUUUUGUUACCUGAUGACAUCACACCAUUCUUAGAGCUCCGCGGGUCCCGUCACCCUUGCAUUACAAAAACCUUUUUUGGAGAUGACUUUAUCCCAAAUGAUAUUGUAAUUGGUUGCAAGGACGAGGAGGGCGAUGAAAACAGUGCCCACUGUGUGCUCGUUACAGGCCCAAACAUGGGUGGCAAGUCUACUCUGUUAAGACAGGCUGGUCUCAUCGUGGUUAUGGCACAGCUGGGAUGUUACGUGCCUGCAGAGGUAUGCAAGCUCACUCCUGUGGACAGAGUAUUCACAAGACUGGGUGCAUCAGACAGAAUCAUGGCAGGUGAAAGCACUUUUUUUGUGGAACUGAGUGAAACCUCAAGUAUACUACAGCACGCUACUGAGCAUUCCCUUGUGCUCCUGGAUGAACUUGGCAGGGGCACGGCUACGUUUGACGGGACGGCUAUAGCCAGUGCUGUGGUUAAAGAGCUCUCUGAAAGGAUUAAGUGCCGUACGCUGUUUUCAACACAUUAUCAUUCUUUAGUGGAAGAUUAUUCUCAUACGACAGCAGUGCGCCUCGGGCAUAUGGCUUGCAUGGUUGAAAAUGAAUGCAAGGAUCCCAGCCAGGAGACAAUAACGUUCCUUUACAAGUUUAUUAAGGGAGCUUGUCCGAAAAGCUAUGGAUUCAACGCAGCAAGACUUGCCAACAUUCCUGAUGAUAUCAUUCACACUGGUCAUAAGAAGGCACAAGAGUUUGAGUGUAACAUACUGUCUGUCAAGAUAUUCAGGGAGCUCUGCGGUUUACUGGAAAGAGACAUCUUGGACAGACAAGCAGUUGGCAAGCUCCUGGCGAUGAUGUAAUAACAUAUAAAAGUACAAACAGUGAUUUUUGGUGUUUAUUCACAAGGCUGGUUUUCACACA
Messenger RNA from Bufo bufo (common toad), 4111 nucleotides. It is a transcript of the gene MSH6, whose product is annotated as mutS homolog 6. The transcript has 10 exons. Gene Ontology annotation, biological process: mismatch repair. Lineage: Eukaryota; Metazoa; Chordata; Amphibia; Anura; Bufonidae. Gene Ontology annotation, molecular function: mismatched DNA binding; ATP binding; ATP-dependent DNA damage sensor activity. Bases 73 to 4050 code for a protein of 1325 amino acids. The record is from RefSeq and is a predicted model, not a curated record. Gene Ontology annotation, cellular component: MutSalpha complex; nucleus.